AAAUGGAGGCAGAGGAUUUAUUUGCUGCAAAUGGAUUUUGGAAGUUGGCAGGUACAUGUGAAAUAUUCAAAUGCCUAGUUGUGAAGAUGUCAACGAGGUAUGCAGUGGGCAAAUCCAUCCGAGAUUCUUGAAAACUACAAAAAUUGUUUUCUUACUUCCGAUCACGUACAUCAUCACCUCAAUUUGUCAUUGUUUUAGAGUUGCGUUCUGGCAGUUGCAAUGUAAAGCUGGAAGCUGACGAUGAGAUAACUAAGACAAAAAAAAUGUCAAAUUUAAAAAAUGAAUAAAUAAAUGGCCCAGGCACUAGGAAAUUGAUAAAGAAAGCUAAAUGGAUUAAUCUACCGCUUAAAGAAUUCUGUAAGUCUGGUUUUGGCUGUUUGAUUUGAUUGAAACAUUAUUAUGUUUAUAAUCUAGAGUACAUUAAACAAAUAAAACAAAUAAAAGUACUAUAUUUUGCACGCUAUAAUUUCAGAUCUUUAUAAGGUUGACAUCUACAACAAAUUCUCUUAAAGGAAACCAGAAAAAAAUAUCUCAUUUAUCGAUGGAAGAAGAAGGAAUACUCGGUGACACUUUGAAAGUUCCUAACGUCCGAGAGCUGGCAAAGCAAAAACUAGCAGCUGUUCCGUCCCGAUAUAUGCGUGAUGAUAUAGAAAAGACAUCCUCUUCCAUAUUAUUGCCUCAAGUUCCAGUCAUUGACAUGGAAAAACUGCUGGAAAUUGGAGAUGAUAAUUCAGAGCUUGAGAGGCUUCAUUCUGCUUGCAAAGAAUGGGGAUUUUUCCAGGUGGUGAAUCAUGGAGUGAGUUCAUCAUUGGUGGAGAAAGUGAAGUCAGAAAUCCGAGCGUUUUUCGAUCUACCAAUGGAAGAGAAGAAGAAGUUUGAGCAACAAGAAGGGGAUGUUGAAGGAUUUGGGCAAGCCUUUGUUUUUUCUGAAGAGCAAAAGUUAGACUGGGGUGACUUGUUUUACAUGACCACUCUCCCGACCAAUUUGAGAAAACCUCACUUAUUUCCCAAACUCCCUGUCUCACUUAGGGACAUCAUGGAAGAACACUGCAAAGAAUUCAAGAGCCUAGCAAUACGCAUCCUAAGUAAAUUGGCAAAGGCUUUAAGGAUAGAUGAAAAGGAAAUGAGAGAUCUAUUCAGUGAUGCUAUGCAGUCAAUAAAGAUGAAUUAUUAUCCUCAUUGCCCUGAGCCAGACAGGACAAUUGGCAUAAGUCCUCAUUCUGAUGCUGUUGCUCUCACCAUCCUUCUCCAACUGAAUGAAACUGAAGGCCUCCAAGUCCGAAAAGACGGUAUCUGGGUACCUGUAAAACCCCUCCCAAAUGCUUUUAUUGUGAACAUUGGCGAUAUGAUGGAGAUAUUGAGCAAUGGUGUUUAUAGAAGCAUUGAGCACAGAGCAAUAAACUCAAACACAGAGAGUCUAUCUAUUGCAACAUUUUAUGUCUUUAACCUCGACUCUGAAUUGGGACCUGCACACAGCCUCAUUGGACCAAAUAAUCCUCCAAUUUUCCGAAGAAUUCGCAUAGAAAAAUAUGUGCAGGAUUUUUUUGCGUGAGAACUUGAUGGAAGAUCGUUCAUUGAUCACAUGAAGAUAGAGACGAAGGAUGACGAAUUGUAGGUAGCAUUUGAUACUCUACUUUGCUUGGUUAUUACCUUAUAUAUAUCCCGUGAAAUUAAAUAAGUAUGCAGGUUACCCUUGCUAUUGUAAUUUCAAGUUUCAAUUUUGGAUGACUGUAAUAAAGA
Molecule: messenger RNA, 1740 nt
Organism: Lycium ferocissimum
Lineage: Eukaryota; Viridiplantae; Streptophyta; Magnoliopsida; Solanales; Solanaceae
Product: protein SRG1-like
Exons: 5
Coding region: 542-1552 (336 amino acids)
Source: RefSeq, a predicted model, not a curated record